This is a messenger RNA of Lasiodiplodia theobromae, 1308 nucleotides long. RefSeq names its product FAD binding domain containing protein. The record is from RefSeq and is a predicted model, not a curated record. The transcript is spliced from 3 exons. Gene Ontology annotation, molecular function: FAD binding; monooxygenase activity. Gene Ontology annotation, biological process: secondary metabolite biosynthetic process. The coding region runs from base 1 to 1308 and encodes 435 amino acids. Lineage: Eukaryota; Fungi; Ascomycota; Dothideomycetes; Botryosphaeriales; Botryosphaeriaceae.
AUGGUGAACUACGCGCACGAAAAUCCCCGACCGAAGACCGGGAUAAACGUCAUCAUCGUUGGAGCAGGCUUCGGCGGGCUGACUGCGGCCAUCGAAUGCCACCGCCAGGGCCACAACGUGCAGAUCUACGAGUCCUUUCCCGAACUCAAGUCGCUGGGCGACAUCAUCUCGUUCGGCCCCAAUGCCGGCCGCAUCUUUUAUCGUUGGGGCAAGACGGAGGGAGAAAUUGCGGACCGCAUGCGCCCGCUGAGCAUCGACCUCUCCAACUACGGCUUCCGCAUCCACAAGUACACCGGCGAGCACAUCAUCACCCAGCACGCCCCGCCCCGCGUCAAGGAGGCCCCCGUCUUCAAUGGCCACCGCGGCGAACUGCACACGAUAGUAUUUGAGUAUGCGAGGGACGAAUUGGGCAUCCCGAUCCACCUGGGCCAGCGGAUCGUCGAGUACUUCGAGGAUGGCGAAAAGGCCGGCAUCGUGCUGCAGAGUGGGGAGAAGGCCACCGCGGACCUCGUCCUCGGCGCCGACGGCGUGCGCUCCAAAGCCCGCGAACUCGUCCUCGGCUACGCCGACGCGCCCAAGAGCAGCGGCUACGCCGUCUGGCGCGCCUGGUUCCCCAACACCGACAUGCUCGCCGACCCGCGCACGCGCGAUUUCUGCGCGCACGGCGACACGUUCAACGGGUGGAUCGGGCCCGACGUGCACUUCCUGUUCAGCACCAUCAAGGGCGGGUCCGACUGCUGCUGGGUGCUGACGCACAAGGACGACGCCGACAUCGAGGAGUCGUGGUCGUUUCCCGGGAAACUUGAAGACGUGUUCGAGGUGCUGGAGGGGUGGGAUCCGAUGUGCAAGGCGAUUGUGGAGAAGACGCCGAGUUUGGUGGAUUGGAAGCUCGUGUAUAGGGACCCCCUGCCGACGUGGGUGAGUAAGAGGGGCAGGAUUGCGUUGUUGGGGGACUCGGCCCAUCCGUUUUUGCCGACGAGUGCGCAGGGCGCGACGCAGGCGAUGGAGGAUGGCGUGACGAUCGCGGUGGCGCUGAGGAGGGCGGGGAAGGCGGGCGUGCCGUUGGGCGUGAGGGCGUAUCAGGAGAUUAGGUAUGAUCGUGUCAAGGCGGUGCAGAAGACCGGGGAGACGACGAGGGAUAUGUGGCAUAAGACGGAUUGGGAGAAGGUGAAGAGGGAUCCGACGAGCAUUCAGCUUCCGCGCGAGGAUUGGAUCUUUCAGUUUGAUGCGGAGAAGCAUGCGGAGGAAGUGUUUGAUGAGGUUGCGCAGAAGCUCAGUGGGUCUGUUGAAGCGAGACCAUCACUUUGA